UGGCCACUGUGGCUGUAGCUUGCAUCAUCGUCACCAUGGUAACCGAGCUGGCCAGCAACGCCACCACCAUCACCAUCUUCCUGCCCAUCCUCUCGCCUCUGGCCGAAGGCAUUCGCGUCAACCCCUUGUCGGUAUUGAUCCCGGCCACGUUGUGCACGUCCUUCUCCUUCCUGCUGCCGGCGUCCAAUCCUCCCAACGCCGUGGUUUUCGCCUACGGACACUUUAGCGUGGCAGACAUGGUGAAGGCAGGACUGGGUGCCAACGUGAUCGGCCUCCUCGUCGUCUUAUUGGCCGUGAGCACCUGGGGCGUGCCUUUGUUCUCACUGGAUACGUAUCCCGAUUGGGCGCCGCCGUUCAACGCCACCGUGCCGUGACAGGCGCAGCUCGCAAUCACCUUCAUCU
Messenger RNA from Hippocampus comes (tiger tail seahorse), 402 nucleotides. RefSeq names its product solute carrier family 13 member 1-like. Gene Ontology annotation, biological process: sulfate transmembrane transport; sodium ion transport. Lineage: Eukaryota; Metazoa; Chordata; Actinopteri; Syngnathiformes; Syngnathidae. The coding region runs from base 36 to 374 and encodes 112 amino acids. The transcript has 3 exons. Gene Ontology annotation, cellular component: plasma membrane. Gene Ontology annotation, molecular function: sodium:sulfate symporter activity. The record is from RefSeq and is a predicted model, not a curated record.